Racocetra persica is the source of this 306-nucleotide messenger RNA. The record is from the annotation of a GenBank genome assembly. NCBI's taxonomy places the organism in Eukaryota, Fungi, Glomeromycota, Glomeromycetes, Diversisporales, Gigasporaceae.
AAUCUUUAACUAGUGAAAUCAGCUCAUUAAGAGUUUUAAGUCAAGCUGAAUCUGAGAAAGAAAUAUUUCUUUUACUAGAUGAGAAAGACCCAAUUCAGUCUAUCCAUUUUGAUAAAAGAAAUCACAAAAAUACUCGUAAAACUGAGGCAAUAAGUGAAGAAGUUAAUAAAGAAGAAACUGAAGAGAAUGAAGAGAAUGAAAAUAAGGAUAAGGGCAAAGAAGAAGAGGACGAAAAGGACAAAGAGGAUGAAGAGAACGAAGAGGAUAAAAAGAAUGAGAAAGAAGAGGAAAAAAUAAAUAAAAAGA